UGGCAACUCUGCUUAACGUUACUGAGGCAGACAGGACCUUUUCCAGCCUAAAAUACUGGAAGAUGACAAUAAGCUGUUCAGAAGUGACUGUCAGAGGAGCAAAGAAUGAUUCAAAAGCAUAUGAGGUGCUGGAUGCUUCCCACAUCACUGAGAGUAACAGUCUGCUAUACCUGUGAUCUACAAUGAAUGCCAAAUCUGCAAUCAGCAAAGAGAUUUUUGCCCCACAUGAUGAAAGGAUGCUGGGAGCUGUUCAAGUGAAAAGAAGAACAAAAAAAAAGAUUCCUUUUCUAGCUACUGGGGGUCAGGGUGAAUAUUUAACGUACAUCUGCCUGUCAGUGACAAACAAGAAACCAGCUCAAGCGUCUAUUACAAAGGUGAAGCAGUUUGAAGGCUCCACGUCCUUUGUCAGGAGAACGCAGUGGAUGCUCGAGCAGCUUCGCCAGGUCAACGGAAUAGACCCUAAUCGGGAUUCCCCAGAAUUUGAUUUACUAUUUGAAAAUGCAUUUGACCAAUGGGUAGCAAACACAGCUUCAGAAAAAUGCACAUUCUUUCAGGUUCUACAUCACACUUGUCAGCGAUACCUUACAGACAAGAAGCCAGAAUUUAUCAACUGCCAAUCUAAAAUUAUGGGAGGAAACAGCAUACUCCAUUCAGCAGCAGACAGUGUGACAAGCGCAGUACAGAAGGCAAGUCAGGCCUUGAAUGAGCGUGGUGAAAGGCUAGGUCGUGCAGAAGAAAAGACAGAGGAGCUGAAAAACAGUGCUCAGCAGUUUGCAGAAACUGCACAUAAGCUUGCCAUGAAGCACAAAUGCUGAGAUACUGCCCAAAGUUGAAAUCUUCUCAAGAGAAGCUGAAAAGGCUCGAAUCAGCAACUUUUACAGGAGAUUCAGUCUUCUGUGUGCUUUUUCCUUCCCAUUCAGUGGAGAUGCAUUCUUUCAGUUUCUGUGCAGGAAAAAGUGUUGCGUUUCUACUUUUCUGACUUCUUUCUGUUCCUCUUUUUUAAUAUUGCUACACAGUCCUGCGGUACUUUCUACCUGUAUUUCAGUUGUUACAGGAGUGAAAGCAGACAUUGAAAAAGGACCAAAUGACAAGCAGAUCAGGAUUAAAAUAGUAAUAUUCUUCCAUGGUUGUACAAAAAGAAAGAUUGAACUGAUGGUGGACAUGUAUGUGGAAAUAAAAUCCAAAGAAGGGGUAUAAUUUUCUUCAUUUAAUGUAGCAUCAGCAGAAUGUGAAUGAAUGUUAGAAUUAAACAUCUAGGGUUGUAGCUAUAGCGGAGGACAAACAGCUUUGUCCUGGGAAACAGAAAAAAUGGUUUCUUCUAAUGUAGGAAGUGUUGUAUGUGCACCAGCAUUCAGAAGUGCAUAUCUGAAUUUCAUUCAUAUCAGCAUUUUACAUGUUCCUAUUUUCACUUUCAGACUGAUUAUUUGAAUAGUAUGCUGAAACCUAGAGAAUGUAUGCUUGAGGUUUCAAAAUAGAGGAAAAAAGUAAUUUUUACAUCUAUACGCACAUAGCUGUGCCUCAAACACAAUCUACAAUUCAGCAAUCUUGAUAUAAAAUAGCAUUUCUUUUUACCUGUGAUUGUAUGGCUAAAGUCCCAUGAGAAUGCAAAGGCCUGGGAAGAUGAGAGUGCACUAUUUUCAAGUCAUCUGUUUUUCAUAAAUUCUACAGUUUUUUGAACACUUCAGAAAUGUGUCUGAUUUUAAUGACUUCUCUGUUAGCAAGUUGUCUGAUUUUUUUAAUAUAGAGGCUUUCAAAAAAGCAUGUCUUGGUACACUAGAAUCAACUUCUAGUUUGAGUCUCAGCUUUCAAUAUGUUAUCACUGGAAGGAUGUCUCUACUACAUCUGUAUUCAUUACAUGCAAUAGAUGCACUGUAUUUCCCUUACAAAAAUAAGUAGGUUACCUUUUUUCUUCACACUUUCAUGAUGGUCUAAUAGGCUACAAGAAUGAAAAGGGGAAAAAAAAAGAGAAAAAUGUUUUUUUCUUUUU
This is a messenger RNA of Pyrgilauda ruficollis (rufous-necked snowfinch), 1987 nucleotides long. It is a transcript of the gene STXBP6, whose product is annotated as syntaxin binding protein 6. NCBI's taxonomy places the organism in Eukaryota, Metazoa, Chordata, Aves, Passeriformes, Passeridae. The transcript has 7 exons. Gene Ontology annotation, cellular component: plasma membrane; exocyst. The record is from RefSeq and is a predicted model, not a curated record. Gene Ontology annotation, biological process: exocytosis; Golgi to plasma membrane transport; regulation of SNARE complex assembly. Bases 183 to 815 code for a protein of 210 amino acids. Gene Ontology annotation, molecular function: phosphatidylinositol-4,5-bisphosphate binding.